Messenger RNA from Dendrobium catenatum, 3348 nucleotides. Its product is annotated as D-alanine--D-alanine ligase. The transcript has 24 exons. The coding region runs from base 185 to 3067 and encodes 960 amino acids. Lineage: Eukaryota; Viridiplantae; Streptophyta; Magnoliopsida; Asparagales; Orchidaceae. Gene Ontology annotation, cellular component: chloroplast. The record is from RefSeq and is a predicted model, not a curated record. Gene Ontology annotation, biological process: peptidoglycan biosynthetic process. Gene Ontology annotation, molecular function: ATP binding; metal ion binding; D-alanine-D-alanine ligase activity.
CGGACUGUUCUUCAAAUACUCUACGAAAACGACGAUCGGAAAACGAUGUCCAGAAGAAAAACAAAAAAAGCGAGGUUCGAUCGCUUUUUGUCGCCAUCGACGCUCCGCUUCACUUCAAGUGUUCUGAAAAACCCAAAUUUCUUUCCACCUUCAGAAAUCCUAGAACUUCUAGAUUUCUCCGGCCAUGGCUUCUCUCUCCAACUCUUCGCUUCUUCGCUUCGUAUCUCGCAAUGAAAGGAGAGGCGAUCGCUUUAAAGAGGUUCUUACCGCCAACCUCGGGUGUUUUGCUUCUUCUCCGAGUCUUCCAGGCUUCAGAUUCUCCUUGGAAGCAAAUCGUUGUCCGGCAAGAGAAUUCUGGGCUAGGGUUCCUCGAGCCUCUGCUGAGGCUGCUGCGGUGGUCGAGGAUAAGGGAGAAUGGUGGUUGGAGGAGAAGAAUGGAGUGAAGGGAAGGCCUCUGAGGGUAGGGAUUGUGUGUGGUGGUCCUUCUGCUGAACGCGGGAUUUCGUUGAAUUCUGCUAGGUCUGUUCUGGAUCACAUCCAGGGAGAAGAUUUGAAUGUUACCUGCUAUUACAUUGAUUUUGAUUUCAAUGCUUAUGCAGUGUCUUCUGCACAGUUGUACUCAAAUACUCCCGCUGAUUUUGAUUUCAAGUUAGAAAGCCUCGCCCAUGCUUUUAGUUCUUUAACUGAGUUUGCGGAGCACCUUUCUAUCUCUGUGGAUAUAGUUUUCCCUGUUAUUCAUGGCCGUUUUGGUGAGGAUGGAGGCAUUCAGGAGCUAUUGGAGAAAGCGAACGUUCCAUUUGUUGGCACUCCCUCAGCUGAAUGCCGUCAAGCAUUUGACAAGUACAAUGCAUCAGUCGAGCUCAAGAAAAAGGGAUUUGUGACAGUACCAAGCUUCUUGAUACAGGGAAUUCAUGCUGACAAGAGUGAACUUGCAAAGUGGUUUGAUAGACAUCUUUUGGAUAGAGAUUCAGGGAAAGUUGUGGUUAAACCAACAAGGGCUGGAUCAAGUAUAGGUGUUUCAGUAGCUUAUGGAGUUGAUGAUUCUUUGCUAAAAGCAAUUGAUAUUAUUUCAGAGGGCAUUGAUGAUAAAGUUCUCAUUGAGGUCUUUUUGGAAGGAGGAUGCGAGUUUACAGCUAUCGUUAUUGAUGUUGGGACUGAUUCUCAAUGUGAUCCUGUUUCUCUUCUCCCAACAGAAGUGGAGCUUUGUAACAAAAAUGAUGUUAACGAGGAUACUUUAUUCAGCUAUCGAAGAAAAUAUCUCCCAACUCAGCAGGUUGCGUACCACACCCCACCUCGUUUUCCAAUUGAUAUCAUCGAACAUAUAAGGCAAGGGGCAGCCUUAUUGUUUAAGUCUUUUAAGCUGCGAGAUUAUGCUAGGAUUGAUGGUUGGUUUUUGCCUUCUCCUGUGAAGUUAUUUUCAUCAUCAGUAAACAACUGUGAAUUUGGAAACACAAAAUCUGGAACUAUUAUAUUUAGUGAUAUUAAUUUGAUAAGUGGCAUGGAGCAAACCAGCUUUAUGUUUCAGCAAGCUUCGAAGGUUGGAUUUUCUCACUCAAACAUCCUGCGUACUAUCAUACAUCGUGCUUGCUUGAGGUUUCCUUCUCUUAGAACACACGGUAAAGCAUGGAGCAUGUUGUAUCAAAGGUUAAAAUCAGCAAAGCAUAUGGAUGAUGUCCCAAAGAGGAAGGUUUUUGUAAUUUUUGGAGGUGAGACUUCCGAACGUCAAGUAUCUCUCAUGAGCGGAACAAAUGUCUGGCUAAACUUGCAAGCUUUUGAUGAUCUUGAUGUGCUGCCAUGUAUGCUUGCACCUGCUGAUGGAUAUGCAUCUGCCAAUCAUGGGGACAUAUAUCAAGUUAGCUCUUCUAAUGUUGUUUGGACUUUACCCUAUUCUCUAGUCCUGCGUCAUACUACAGAAGAAGUAUUUGCUGCUUGUUUAGAGGCCAUUGAACCAAACAGGGCUAUGUUAACAUCCCAGCUGAGUAAGCAUGUUAUGGCUGAACUUUUGGAAGGCCUAUCAAAACAAGAUUGGUUUACAGGGUUUGAUAUAAUUGAAGAGACCCCACUGAAACUUACGCUGGAGCAAUGGAUCAUGCAUGCUAAGGAAGCUCAAGCGACAAUAUUUAUUGCAUUGCACGGUGGUAUUGGGGAGGAUGGGACCCUACAAUCUUUGUUAGAGACUGCAGGAGUUCCAUACACGGGUCCUGGCCUGAUGGCUUCAAAUACUUGCAUGGAUAAAGUGUCAACAUCUCUUGCCCUUGCACAGAUGCAAAAUCUGGGAAUAUUUACAAUACCCAAGGAGUUGAAGAGGACAGAUGAACUAAUAAAUUCAUCUAUUCCCAUAAAUUGGCAUGACUUGACUACUAAGCUUCAGUCUGAAACAUUGUGUGUGAAGCCUGCUCGGGAUGGAUGCUCAACUGGAGUUGCUAGGCUGAGAUGUAAGGAGGACCUGGAAGUUUAUGUGAGUGCCUUAGAAAGCUGUCUUCCACGACUUACUGCUAAUAGUUUGUCUAAGGCACAUGGUGUAAUAGAGAUGCCAAACCCUACAUCAAAAUUUUUCAUAUUCGAGCCAUUUGUCGAAACUGAUGAAAUAGUGAUUUCGCACAAAUCAGCUGGUGGGAAUACCCGCCAUCUAACAUGGAAAGGACAGAAUGAAUGGGUUGAAGUUACAGUAGGUGUUAUGGGUCGGAAAGGAGAUAUGCACUCAUUGAGCCCUAGUAUUACUGUUAAAGAAACUGGUGACAUUCUAUCACUCGAAGAGAAAUUUCAAGGUGGAACUGGCAUCAAUUUGACACCGCCUCCAACAACGAUUAUUAGUAAUGAAGCUUUGCAAAAAUGUAAGCAGCGAAUUGAAAUUGUAGCCAACACAUUGGGAUUGGAAGGUUUUUCACGCAUUGAUGCAUUUGUUAAUGCAUACAAUGGGGAGGUUCUGGUGAUAGAGGUUAACACAGUUCCUGGGAUGACUCCGUCUACUGUAUUGAUUCAUCAGGCACUUGCAGAGAAUCCUCCUAUUUAUCCCCGUCAAUUUUUCCGAAAAGUUCUUGACCUGGCACUACAAAGAUCCAAGUAGUGUCUCCAUGGCCUACAAUACUGGAAGAUUUCAGGAAGUCUGUAGCUAUGCUCAUCGUAAUGAUGAUAGAUGUCUUUGUGAUUUAGGGAUUUUUGCUGCUUUCAGUAAUUAUACAUCUGUGAUUUGCAAUUCCAAGAGUCUCAGUGAACCUGAACUCUCUUUUUUAAAUAUUUAUAUGUUGGUGCCGUAUGCCUCUGUUCACUUCAAAAAAUUUUGGCAGGAUGGAUUUUAAAUUAAUGGAUUUAUUUUCAGAUGAUUAUAAGAUAGAUUUGGAUUUAUUA